Epinephelus moara (kelp grouper) is the source of this 2457-nucleotide messenger RNA. Its product is annotated as zinc finger and BTB domain-containing protein 7C. The transcript is spliced from 4 exons. Gene Ontology annotation, biological process: regulation of transcription by RNA polymerase II. Gene Ontology annotation, molecular function: protein binding; RNA polymerase II cis-regulatory region sequence-specific DNA binding; DNA-binding transcription factor activity, RNA polymerase II-specific. The coding region runs from base 295 to 2307 and encodes 670 amino acids. Lineage: Eukaryota; Metazoa; Chordata; Actinopteri; Perciformes; Serranidae. The record is from RefSeq and is a predicted model, not a curated record.
CGCUGCUUUUGCUUCUCUCCAUUGGAUAUUCCUCCUCGGGUGUUUUUUAUUUAUUUAUUUUUGUGAAUGGGCAUCCGUGGCCGGUGUAAGGAGCUUGUGAAUGGGCUGACUUUGCAUGGCUGACUGAUUGACAGACUGGCAAAGAGAGAGGCAGCUGUGUUUCAAUUAGAAAGGGCAAUGCUGAGAGGUCAAGCGAGGAGCAACAGAGCCUCUUAGUAGUCUGGAAAUACAAAGACACGUGAGGGGAAUCAAGAAACUGAAGGCACGAUAAGCAUCAGAAACAGAGAAAGGAGAAUGGUUCAUCACAGAGAAGAGGACCUGAUCGGGAUCCCCUUCCCGAAUCACAGCAGUGAUGUCCUCUGCAGCCUCAAUGAGCAGCGUCGUGACGGGCUGCUCUGCGAUGUCAUCCUCAUCGUCCGCGACCAGGAGUACCGCACCCACCGCUCCGUUCUGGCAGCCUGCAGCCAGUACUUUAAGAAGCUCUUCACAGUGGCGACCGGUGAUGGUGGGGAUCAUCACCACGCGGCGGCUGUGUACGAAAUCGACUUUGUGGCUCCAGAGUCUCUCACAGCCAUCCUGGAGUUCGCCUACACCUCAACUCUGACUGUGACGGCGUCCAACGUUAAAGAGAUCCUGAAUGCAGCUCAGAUGCUGGAGAUUCCCUGUAUCAUCAACGUUUGCCUGGAGAUAAUGGACAGCGGGGGUGGAGGCGGCGGAGGCGGAGAAGGGAGAGGGGAGGAGGGAGAAGAGGAAGAGGAGGAUGCGGAGGAAGAUGAGGAGGAGGAAGAGGAGGAGGAGGAUGAGGAGGAGGACGAGGGGUCAAGGAAGGAUGAGCAGGACGACGAGGAGGACAAUGUCAGCGAGAGGUCGCUGCAGUCAUCAGAGAGCAGGGGGGUGCAGACGCCUCCGGGGACGGAGGACUCGCCGCCUCCCAGCACCUCCACGUACCACCAGCAAUUUGACCUGCACAGAGAGUCGUCACAGUCACAGUCUCCUGACACCAUGAGAGGAAAACAGGAGAGUAUGGAGAGUCGGGCUUUGAAGGAUUUCUCCAUUGAGUCUCUCCUUCAGGAGGGGCUCUACCCCCGCAUGUCAACACUGGACAGGAGGGCCAAUUUCUCUCCUCUCCUCCCAGGCUUCUACCCCUCCAUGUGGGCCGCCGACUUCCCGUCCUUCCCCAAGCAGCUCCUGGACCCCAGCCACCACCAGCAUCCCCACGCAGCAGCCUCACCACAAACCAGGCUCCCCCAUGGCUUCCCCACCUCUGCGCCGCUCGAGGCCUCCAGGCCCCUCGACCUAGCUGUGAAAAGAGAGAUCAUAAAGGAGGAGAUGAAAGAGGAAAUCCCGCUCAGUCUGCUCCACGGCAACUUCCUGAAGGAGUUUGUCAACUCGGGCCUCAGCAGCACCAUGAACACUGGGUCAGUGCCGUCAGAAGGUCACGCUCUGGGUCCGAUAAAAGAUGAAGCCGACUUCCGGUCGUACCUGAGCUUCCUAAGCUCUGCGUCCCACCUGGGGGCGCUGUUCCCUCCCUGGCAGCUGGAGGAGGAGAGGAAGAUGAAGCCCAAAGCAUCGCAGCAGUGUCCAAUCUGCAACAAGGUCAUCCAAGGAGCUGGGAAACUUCCACGACACAUGAGGACACACACGGGGGAGAAACCAUACAUGUGCACUAUCUGUGAAGUCCGAUUCACCAGACAAGACAAACUGAAGAUACACAUGAGGAAGCACACAGGUGAGCGCCCCUACAUCUGUCUCCACUGCAACUCCAAGUUCGUCCACAACUAUGACCUGAAGAACCACCUGCGUAUCCACACGGGCGUCCGACCCUACCAGUGCGAGCACUGCUACAAAAGUUUCACACGGUCUGACCACCUACAUCGACACAUCAAGAGGCAGAGCUGCCGCAUCUCCCGCCCUCGGCGAGGACGGAAGCCAGCUGCUUGGCGGUCCACACCAGCCAGCAACUUCCUGUGCCCCCCUACUGCUGCCGCUAACCGGUUUGAGGAGAACGGGUUAAGCCCUGCAUACCAGGGAGUCAAGAGUCACGGACUUGGAGAGAUGCUCGGCAACAGGGGUCUAGGAUUUAAGAGCGGGGACGGUGCGGGAAGGGAGAGCAGGGAGGAACGGCGAGCAGAGGGGAAGCAUGUUGCAGAGGAGGAGAAGGCGGGAGCAGGGAGGCAGAGGGGAGUGUUUGCCUUUGCUCUGGCUGGAGAAGAAGUGCUUACCCACUCUCCAUUUUAUGCUGCGACCUCUGACCCCUGGACCAUGAGACUGGAGCGUGCUCCACCCAUCCCUGAGCCAGCCAAAUGAACCGUGGUCUGUAGAAGUAAAAUUAAAAAAAAGGACAAGGAAGAAAGUCUCUUUAAUCUCUGUGUCUGUUCUGCUCCAGGAAGCUAAAGCACCUUUUUAAAAAGUGAAAGCGAGAUCAAUGAACCUUUUGAAGCCUGCUGAUGUGGCAGU